UCUUUUGAAUCGUUGACAAUGGAGUGCGGGGGAGCCAACUUUGCGAGAAAGAACCCAGAAACAAAAAUUACAGAGUUGGGGUCAGAUGCUACCAACUGUUUCAGCAAAAUCGAAGGUUUCUUGUAAUUGUAGAUGCACGAAAUCAUGGCCGAUAGUGAGCAAAUCGUCUACAUCAGCUGCGUAAAAGAGGUACAGUACUCCUUUGUCAGCCACCUCACUGAAGCCCUCCGCCGAAAAGGCAUAAAUGAUAUGUUCGUCGAUAGCGCGACGAUAUUCUUUCGGAGGAGGUCCAGGCAAAGGUCGAGAGAGCUAGGGUUUCUGUGAUGGUUUUACCCGGAAACCGUACGAUAUGCCUUGACAAGCUUGUGAAGGUUCUCGAUUGCAAGAGGAACGGAAAUCAGGUUGUGGUUCCUGUGCUGUACGGCGUCAGAACAUCAGAUGCUGAAUGGCUCAGCGCGCUGGAUUCGAAAGGCUUCUCAUCAGUCCACAAGUCCAGGAAGGAAUGAAUGGAAUGACUCAAAACUAGUAAAAGAGAUUGUGAGAGAUGUGUAUGAGAAGCUCUUCUCUAUGGGACGAAUUGGAAUCUACUCGAAGCUGCUGGAGAUUGAAAACAUGGUUUGCAAGCUACCUGUGGGCAUCCGCCGUAUUGGAAUUUGGGGUAUGCCUGGCAUAGGCAAGACGACACUUGCUAAAGCGGUAUUUGACCAAAUGUCUGGCGAAUUUGAUGCUUCUUGUUUUCUCGAAAACUAUGAGAAAGUUAUUCAUGAGAAUGGUCUUUAUCGUUUCCUGGAGGAACAACUAUUGAAAGAGAAGCCUGGCUUGCUUAGAGACAAAUUAAACAAUAAGAGGGUUCUUGUUGUUCUUGAUGAUGUGCGCAGUCCUCUGUUAACAGAGUCUUUGCUUGGAGGGUUUGACUGGUUUGGUCCUGGAAGCCUAAUCAUCUUAACCUCCAGAGAUAAACAAGUGUUUCGCCUUUGUGGGGUCAAUCAAAUGUACGAGGUUCAGGGUUUCAAUGAGAAAAACGCUCUUCAAUUAUUCUUUCUUUGUGCGUCUAUAAAAGAUACGACAGAGCAGAAUCUCCUUGAACUGUCAGUGAAAGUGGUUCAAUAUGCUAGUGGAAAUCCGUUAGCUCUAAAUAUUUUUGGCAAAGCGCUCAAGGGUCAUAAAAAGCUGUCAGCAAUGGAGACUGCAUUCGUCAAACUCAAUCGAAGUCCUCCUUUAAAGAUUGUUGAUACAUUUAAGAGCAGCUAUUACACACUAACUGACAGCGAAAAGAACAUUUUUCUAGACAUAGCUGCUUUCUUUCAAGGAGAAAAUGUCGACUAUGUUAUGCAACUGCUUGAUGGGUGUGAUUUCUUUCCACAUGUUGGAAUUGAUGUUCUUGUUGAGAAGUGUCUGGUGACUGUUUCAGAAAACCGCCUGCAGAUGCAUAAUUUGAUCCAGGACGUUGGCCGAGAAAUAAUAAAUAGAGACACAGUACAGAUCGAGAGACGCAGCAGACUCUGGCAACCUUGGAGUAUCAAAUAUUUAUUAGAAGAUAAUGAACACAGAGCAGAUGGAGAACGCAAAACAACUUCCAAACCUGCUCAGGGCACUGAUGAGAUCGAAGGCAUAUUUCUCGACGCAUCAAACAUAAGUUUUAAUAUCAAGCCUGCUGCCUUUGAGAAUAUGUUGAACCUUAGAUUGCUCAAGAUUUACUGUUCCAAUCCUGAAGUCCAUCCUGUAAUCAAUUUUUCAAAAGGCGUUCUCAAUUCUCUUCCUAAUAAACUAAGACUCCUCCACUGGGAGAACUAUUCUCUGCAAUCUUUGCCUCAAAAUUUUGAUCCUAGGCACCUUGUUGAAAUCAACAUGCCGUACAGUAAACUUAAGAAACUUUGGGGAGGAACCAAGAACCUGAAGAUGUUGAGGAAGAUCAGACUUUGCCAUUCCCAGCAUCUAGUUGAUAUCGAAGAUCUGUUAAAAGCUCAGAAUAUUGAGGUAAUUGAUCUCCAAGGUUGUACAAGGCUGCAGAGUUUCCCAGUCACAGAUCAGUUGCUGCAUCUACGAGUUGUAAACCUCUCAGGUUGCACAGAGAUCAAAAAUUUUCCAGAGAUUCCACCAAAUAUUCAGACACUGCACCUCCAGGGGACUGGCAUAAUUGACUUAUCACUUUCCGUUGUUAAGCCAAAUUUCAGAGAGCUUAAGAAUAUUCUAACGGAAAUUCCGGGUCUUUCAGGUGUCUCAAAUCUUGAGCAAAUUGAUCUCGAACCUUUAACAAGUCGGAUGAAAAUCAGCACAUCUAAUCAAGAUCCUUGGAAGCUUAUUUGCUUGGAGCUGAAAGAUUGCUCUCGUUUGCAAAGUCUGCCUAACAUGGUUAAUUUUGAAUUUCUCAAUAUUCUUGAUCUCUCUGGCUGCUCAGGGCUUGAAACUAUCCAGGGUUUCCCACGCAAUCUGAAAGAAUUAUAUCUUGCUGGUACUGCGGUAAGAGAAGUGCCAAAACUUCCUCAAACUCUAGAAGUUCUGAAUGCUCAUGGUUGUGUCACUCUGAAAUCAAUUCAUUUAGACUUCCAGCAACUUCCUAUGCAUUACACGUUCAGUAAUUGUUUUGAUCUAUCUCCACAAGUGGUCAAAGAUUUUUUAGUGAAAGCAGUGGCCAAUGUUAAACAAAUACCAAGAGACCUUCUGCAGGAACUCAACAAAACUCUGGCUUUCAGCUUCUGUGCUCCCUCACAUGCGAAUGAAAAUUCCACGCUUGAUCUGCAGCCAGGAUCUUCUGUAAUGAUGCAACUAGAUCCCUCUUGGAGGAGCAAGCUUGUGGGGUUUUCUAUGCUAGUAGAAGUUUCAUUUUCAGAGGAUUACUAUGAUGCUACGGGUUUUGGCAUUGGUUGCAUUUGCAGAUGGAAAAACGAGGAAGGCCACUUUAACAGACUAGAAAGAACUUUUCAUUUUUGGGGUCCAGGAGAAGCUAUUCCAAAAGUUCAGAACGAUCAUAUAUUUGUCUUCUCUGACGUCAAGGUGUUUCCAAGCACUAGUGAUAUCUUGGCUAAUUUAGUUGUAUUUGAAUUCUUCCCUGUCAACAAGGAGGGGAAGCGUCUAGAUGAUAGUUGCACAGUGACAAGAUGUGGACUCUAUGUAAUUGCUUCUGCAACUGACAAUACAGAGCUUAGGAUGAGUUCAUCAAAUUCUUCCUUAGAUCCAACAGAGUUUUCUGGUAAUGACAUUGAAGAAGUAAUGAGAGUCGCCUAUAAUGAUUUACAAGAGACAGAUAAAGCUUUAUUUCUUUACAUAGCCUGUUUGUUCAAUGAUAAGGAUGUUGAUUUGGUGGUACCACUUAUUUCUACCGUUGACUUGGACAUUAGCUCUGGGCUCAGCGUCUUAGCCAACAUGUCCCUCAUACAUGUAUCUUCCAAUGGACCAAUUGUGAUGCAUUCUUUUCUACGGAAAAUGGGUAAAGAAAUCCUCCGUAAAGAAUCCAUGCUACCUGGUAGCUGGAAAGAUUUUACUCAAGACUUUGAAAAGGUCUUGGUGGCUUCUUCUUCGUCUCGCAAAUGGAAGUAUGAUGUUUUCCCGAGCUUCAUAGGGGAAGAUGUUCGCAGAACCUUCCUCAGUCACCUUCUUCAAGCAUUCGAAAGCAAAAGAAUCAAUAUGUUCAGAGACAAUGAAAUAGACAUAAGCCAGCUUAUAGACCCUGUGACUGUACGAGCAAUAAGAGAGUCGAGGAUCUUGAUUGUCGUGCUCUCGGAAAACUACGCCUCUUCGAGCUGGAACCUGAACAACUUGGUGGAGAUUACAAAGAGCUGCAAAGUGUUUGGUCAAAGAGUUAUACCAAUUUUCUACAAUGUGAAUCCCUCGCAUGUUAGGAAUCAGAUAGGAGAAUUUGGAAACCGAUUUCAAGAAACCUGCAAGAACAAAACAGAGAAUGAGAAACAAGAAUGGUGCCAAGCUUUGUAUGAGGUAGCAAACAAAAUGGGGUACCCUACUAUUGACUGGGAUAACGAAGCAAAGAUGGUGGAAACAAUUGUCGAUGAGGUUUUAAGUGAACUGAAUACUACAACAACAGUAUCAAAGGAUUUUGAUAACUUUGUUGGAAUUAAAGAUCAUAUCUCAAAAAUCAAUACAUUGUUGUGCUUGGAAUCUAAUGAAGUGAGGAUGGUUGGCAUUUGGGGUCCCUCAGGAAUUGGUAAGAGUACCAUCGCAAGAGCCCUAUAUAGCCGACUUGCUUGUCAUUUCCAGCGUAGUAUAUAUGUAGAUAGGGAUUUCAUAUACAAGACGAUGGAAUAUUCGAGAAGAUCCCAACUAGACGACUAUGGUACUAAGUUGUACUUGCAAAAACAAUUUCUAUCUGAAGUUUUAGGCCAGAAGUACAGAGUGAUAUAUCAUCUAGGUAUGGUGAGCGAAAAGCUAAAGGAUCAGAAAGUUCUUAUCAUUCUGGAUGAUGCGUAUGAUCAUGUGCUACUAGAGGCGUUGGUAGGAGAUACUGGAUGGUUUGGUUCAGGGAGCAGAAUUAUUGUUAUUACACAAGACAAAAGACUUUUGCAUGGUUAUGGGAUUGACAAUAUGUACAAGGUGGAUUUACCAUCUAAAAAGCAAGCUCUUUGUUAGGAGAGCAAAAAUCGAAUUGAGAAAA
Camelina sativa (false flax) is the source of this 4606-nucleotide messenger RNA. RefSeq names its product disease resistance protein RRS1B-like. The record is from RefSeq and is a predicted model, not a curated record. Gene Ontology annotation, biological process: signal transduction; defense response. Lineage: Eukaryota; Viridiplantae; Streptophyta; Magnoliopsida; Brassicales; Brassicaceae. Gene Ontology annotation, molecular function: ATP hydrolysis activity; ADP binding.